Messenger RNA from Danio aesculapii, 2579 nucleotides. RefSeq names its product tripartite motif-containing protein 16-like. The transcript has 6 exons. Gene Ontology annotation, molecular function: protein binding; zinc ion binding. The record is from RefSeq and is a predicted model, not a curated record. Lineage: Eukaryota; Metazoa; Chordata; Actinopteri; Cypriniformes; Danionidae. Bases 44 to 1720 code for a protein of 558 amino acids.
AUCAGUGUUGUGUCGGUGUCUCACUCUGUCUGUGAGCAGUUAAAUGGCAGAAUCCAGUGUUUCUGUGGCACAGGAUCAGUUAAGCUGUUCAUUGUGUCUGGAUCUCCUAAAGGAUCCAGUCUCCAUUCCCUGUGGACACAGUUACUGUAUGAGCUGCAUCACAGACUGCUGGAAUCAGGAGGAUCAGAAGAGAGUCUACAGCUGCCCUCAGUGCAGACAGACCUUCAGCCCCAGACCCGCUUUAGCUAAAAACACCAUGCUGGCUGAGGUGGUGGAGAAACUGCAGAAGAGCAAACUACAAGCUGCUGGUCCUGCUCAGAGUCCCGCUGCAUCUGGAGAUGUGGAGUGUGACGUCUGUACUGGAGCCAAAAACAGAGCCGUCAAGUCCUGUCUGGUGUGUCUGAACUCUUACUGUCAGACUCAUUUUCAGCGCCAUCAAGAACUGAAUCCAGGAAAUCAACACAGAGUGACUGAAGCCACUCACAAAUUGAAGGAGAUGAUCUGUCCUAAACAUGAGAAACCCCUGGAGAUCUUCUGCCGCACUGAUCACUGCUGUAUCUGCUCUCUGUGUGUGCUCGAUGGACACAAAAACCAUGACACUGUUUCAGCUGCAGCACAGAGGACUAAAAAACAGUGUCGGCUGAAGAAAACCCAGAGCAGAUUCCAGCAGAGACUCCAGGAGAGAGAGAAGGAGCUGGAGGAGCUGAGAGAGGCUGUGGAGUCUCACAAGCGCUCUACACAGGCCGCAGUGGACCACACUGAGAGGAUCUUCACUCAGCUCAUCUGCUGGAUUGAGAGAAGCCGCUCGGAGCUCACGCAGAUGAUCAGAGAUGGAGAAAAGACUGCAGUGAGUGGAGCUGAAGAACGACUGGAGCGACUGGAGCAGGAGAUCAAUGAUCUGAGGAGGAGAAACGCUGAGCUGGAGCAGCUUUCACACACAGAAGAUCACAUCCAUUUCCUCCAGAGUUUCCAGUCUCUCUCUGUCCCUCCUGGAUCUACAGACUCAUCCAGCUUUAUUAGCAGCUCGCAGCUCGCUUUUGAUCAACUUGCUAAAUCUGUGUCUCGUCUGAGAGACAAACUGCAGCAGUUCUGCACUGAGGAGAUGGAAACCAUAUCUAGAAGAGUGAGAAUCAUUAGCAUUAUUCCCCCUCCUGAACCACAGACCCGUGAGCAGUUCCUCCAGUAUUUCCAACAGUUCACCUUGGAUCCGAACACAGUGAAUAACAGGCUGGUUCUGUCUGAAGGAAACACAGUGGUGGAAAAUAAAGGUUCAGACCAGCCGUAUCCUGAUCAUCCAGACAGAUUUGAUCAUUGGCCUCAGGUGUUGUGUAGAGAGAGUGUGUGUGGACGCUCUUACUGGGAGCUGGAGUGUAGCAGUGCAAGUGUGUAUUUAUCAGUGUCAUAUAAGAGCAUCAGCAGGAAGGGUUUGGGUAAUGAGUGUCGAUUUGGAAACAAUGAUCAGUCCUGGAGUUUGUUCUGCUCUGAUAACAGUUUCUCGUUCUGGCAUGAUAAUAUAAAGACUAAUCUCCCUAAACCCUCCGUCAGCUCCUCUAGAAUAGGAGUGUAUGUGGAUCACAGUGCAGGAACUCUGUCCUUCUACAGCGUCUCUGACACAACAAUGAGCCUCAUACACACACUCCACACCACAUUCACACACACACUCUAUCCUGGAUUCUUCGUUUAUAUAGCAAAAGUGAAGAUCUGUGAUCUGACAGUGUAGAUGAUGCAGAUAUUGUAUAUGUAGAUGUGAGCGUUACACUUUACAAUAAGGCUUUAUUAACUUGCAUGAACUAUGAAUGAACAAUACUUGUACAGCAUUUAUUAAUCAGCUCAACAAAAACGUCUUUUUAAAAGCCAAAUUUUUUCUUGUUAACAUUAGUUAAUGCAUUGAGUUACUAACAUAAACAAACACGAAUAAAUACUGUAAUACAUAUAUUGUUUAUUGUUUGUUCGUGUUAGUAAUUAACACUAACUAAAGCAACCUAAUCAUAAAGUGUUACCCAUGUGUGAAUUAAAAUUAACUUUCAUCAAAUUCAUUGUAUUUUUAGUUCAUUACAAUUUUAUUCAUUAUUAAUAUACAUAAGUUGUAUGAGGCGACACAGUGGCGCAGUAGGUAGUGCUGUCGCCUCACAGCAAGAAGGUCGCUGGUUUGAGCCUCGGCUGGGUCAGUUGGCGUUUUAUAGGUUUUUUAUUUGUAAUAAAUUUGCAACAAUUUCAGAAACUCUUUUCACAUUGUCAUUAUGGGGGAUUGUGUGUAGAAUGUUGAGGAAAUCAAUUCAUUUAAUCCAUUUUGGAUCAAGGCUGUAGCAUAAACAAAUGUGGAAAAAGUGAAGCGCUAUCAAUACUUUCCGGGUGCACUGUAUGUCUGCUUUGGUAGUCUUUCCACUUCAUUCACUGUAUAUUUGACUUCAUAUUUUAAUUGUACACUAAAUGUCAAACCUCAUUUUCCCCUAGAUCAACAUCAGGAGUUUGUAACACUAUCCCAGAAAAAUGUGCAACAAAAUAAAACCUGUAUUAUACAAUUGAUUGAUUACAGUAAAUCAGUUUUGUGUGUGAUACAAUUGUUAUUGUUGAUGUUA